UUUCACAAAGCGUACCGGAAGGCAACAUGGAAGCGGUACGUUAGGUGAAGCGUUUUAUGUCCCCAAACAAGUUGUUUAGCCUCAAAAAUACAGUUGAAUUCUGAUAUUUUCACCCCAGAGGGCUUUAAUAGCUAGUUAGCUAGCUAUGUAUUAUCGCCAGGUUGUACGGACAUUGCUCGUCGGGACCAGAGCGCCUCUCUUCGGCCGUGUUCACCGUGUUUCCCAGGUAGCUGCUGUCAUCCUGCUAAACGUUUUCUUGUCGUUAGCUGCCGCAGAGCGUUUUGUUUCUGACCGCUGCCGUCCCAGCAGCUCUGGUGGUGGCUGUGAUAGACCCUCACUGACCCACCACCACCCAGAGAGACCGCUGUGCACCAAAAAUGACGAGGUCAGGCUGGCAGAGGAGGCCAGCAGGAAGUACGGAUCUCCAGCUCCAACCAUCUUCUCCAAAGUGAUCGAUAAAAGCAUCACUGCAGAUAUCAUCUAUGAGGAUGAGAAGUGUCUGGCGUUUAGGGACAUCAGCCCACAGGCCCCUGUUCACUUCCUGGUUAUUCCGAGAGUCCCUAUUCCCAGAAUUAGUGCAGCCAAAGAUGACGAUGCCGAGCUCUUAGGACAUUUGUUGGUUGUUGCCAAAAACGUAGCAAAGCAAGAAUCUUUAAAGGAGGGAUACAGAAUGGUCAUCAACGAUGGAAAACACGGAGCUCAGUCGGUCUACCACCUUCACAUCCACGUCCUGGGAGGAAGGCAGAUGAAGUGGCCGCCUGGAUAAUAGUUUCAUACUCAUUUUUCUGUGUCUCCAACCUGCUUUCAUAGGUUUAUUUCCAUGACAUGGCAUCUGUUUGUCCAAUACCUGAUAUUUUUAUCUGAUUUCCUGUUCAGAACAACUCACAAAAUAUCAAUUGUAAAUAUGUUGAUCUAAAGAAAUGACAUGUAAAAAUUCCGACAGUAUGUUUGAUACGACUGCAAAUAAAGACACUAUUUCUAAUGCGAAAA
Messenger RNA from Amphiprion ocellaris (clown anemonefish), 990 nucleotides. RefSeq names its product histidine triad nucleotide binding protein 2 (gene hint2). The transcript has 5 exons. The coding region runs from base 146 to 766 and encodes 206 amino acids. Gene Ontology annotation, molecular function: hydrolase activity. Gene Ontology annotation, cellular component: cytoplasm; mitochondrion. The record is from RefSeq and is a predicted model, not a curated record. Lineage: Eukaryota; Metazoa; Chordata; Actinopteri; Pomacentridae.